AUGCGUACGAGGCAUUUUGGCUUUGCAGCCAUCCCGCCAGCCCCUGGAGCUAAAAGUCGGCCUGCAGUAGUUUUAAGCGACGCCGUUGCUACCUUACCUUUCCAUUGCCAGUUGAGUACGACGUUUCUCGGCAUCAUUUCCAAAGCUGCAGAGUUCAUCACAAAUAAACAUUCAUUUUCUUGGAGAUGCAGGUUGAGUGCAGCAGUAAUUUGGACAAGGAGAAACAAGAGAUGGAACGUCCGGGGCUGA
Molecule: messenger RNA, 249 nt
Organism: Pyricularia grisea
Lineage: Eukaryota; Fungi; Ascomycota; Sordariomycetes; Magnaporthales; Pyriculariaceae
Exons: 2
Coding region: 1-249 (82 amino acids)
Source: RefSeq, a predicted model, not a curated record